Caenorhabditis remanei is the source of this 957-nucleotide messenger RNA. RefSeq lists its product as uncharacterized. Gene Ontology annotation, biological process: embryo development. The record is from RefSeq and is a predicted model, not a curated record. Lineage: Eukaryota; Metazoa; Nematoda; Chromadorea; Rhabditida; Rhabditidae. The transcript is spliced from 5 exons. The coding region runs from base 1 to 957 and encodes 318 amino acids.
AUGGAGAUAAUGGAGAUAUUCGAAUUAUCUCAAGUGUCUCGGCGCACACUGAAUUACCUGAAUCUUGCAAGAAUAUCGGUUGAAACGGUUAAUAUUGUCAAUGGAAGUGCGGAUAAAAUAAUGGUCUUCAAUAGAAGUUGUACAGAAAGAGUGUUCCUUAUUGAAUUUUUGAAAACACCUCAACCAGUAGUUGGUCAAAUGAAGGUGAAUAAUAUACGUAUUGAUGUUUGUAGCAAGGACGCAGCCAGAAAAAUCAUAAAUUGUAAUUCCAACCAAUUUGGAUACGGUGUCGUUCAUAUAUUGGCACAUCUGAAUAAAAUAUUCUAUCGAAUGGAUAUUGCACUCGGAAUUGAGAUGACUACGCUAAAUGCAAUGAGAGGGAUAUUGUGUUAUCCGAUUUUUAGAAAAUGUUAUUAUAUGCAGUUCCGGGGGGAAAAUGAGACAUUGUCGAAUGAGGACUGCGAGUAUCUAUUGGAGAAGGCUCAGCCAGCUACUGGAAUCACUAUAUUUUGCAAACUGAGUCCAGAUUUUAAUUACAAAAAGAUUCUUCACUUCUCCCGUCUCCGUGUACCGAAUCUAGGAAAGAUGCCUCUGGAAGACUUGAAGGUGUUAGAUAGCGAAAUCGCGAAUCUGGGGAAUCACCAAUUCACAGAAACUGAUAUCAAUGAAUUCCUACAUCACUGGAUUAAGGGAAACAGUAGGAAAUUGAGACGUCUUAAGCUGGAUGGAUUCAAAGAUACUCCAGAUUGGGAUAUCUUAUUGAAGGACAUAGUCUAUACGGAAUGGAAUCCAAGGGAAAGAGGAAGAUAUUACAAAUCAAAGUACACGGUUGAAGUGGAAACUAUCGAUUGUGAGAAUGGAAUGGAUUUCAGGAACAAGGAUGGAGAACUGGCUACUGUAGUUCAUCAUUUGGAAUUCUUGGAUUUUCUCAUUUGGAAUAACAGAUUCCCAGAAUAA